UCCAUUGCUAUUUUUGUAACUACAGUACUUACAGCAGCAAUCUGGUUUCUUGUCAGCAUUUUGUAAAGAAACCGUAUUCCGAGCAAUUUAUAUGCAUAAUAAAUACAACAGUAAAUUUUUUGUCAUUCUUUUCUGUUCACUCAUAUGCUACUUCGGCGGAAAUGAAAAUUUAAUUUCCGUGUAAUUUCUUGUUACCUAUACUCUGUAGUCUGUACAUACUUCUACAGAUAUGUAGCAGAAAAUGCAGAAUUAAUAAUGUACGUUAAGUAAUAAAAUUGAACGUUAAAUCGUCGCUAUUGUACGUUAAUCAACGGAGCAGCAGCACCGUGGGCGGUCGCAAGUAGACAAAAUCCGCAAUUUCCAAAACGAACAUGUGGAGAUUUAUUUGAAAAUCAGGGAAUAUUUCAAAUGCUGGAAUGUUGUUGUUGGCAGUGCUGAGCAUGUUGCGCGGAAUGUUGUAGCUCGUAGGAAGACUCUGUAAGAACAGUAGAGGAAGAUUGGAGAGUGGAGUGCUGUGAUCUGGAAGGUGGUGUCAGUGUUUUUCGUGAUCGUCUGAAUCUUGGAGUGAGACGUAGUUGAAGGCUGGAAGCUGAUCCUGACAGGGACGCGUUGUUGCUGCUGUUGAAGAAUUGGCGACGUUGGAUUGCUGCUGCGACUGCGUGGAGCCAUGGCCUGCGGGAAGAGCUGGAGGGCGGUGCAGUGGGCACGGCGCAGUGUGCACACGACGGCGCUGCGUCGUCCGCAGCACCUCUGCGACACCGAGCCCCAGACCAUCGCGCAAGUGCGCGACCAGAUGAAGUCGUUGGUGGGCUACGAGGGCAUCUUCGGGACGCAGGGCCCCCGGCCCGACCGCUCGCAGCUAGCCUCCUACCUGGCGCACUCCCAGGCCGAGCUGCCCCCGCGGCGCCUCUUCGACAGCUACGACGAGGCCGUGAUCCCCCUGGGGCGCGACCUGGAGGUGCGCGAGCAGUACCACAACGCCUUCCACCGCGUCCGCUUCGGCCGCCUCCUCGAGGACCUCGACACCUUUGCCGUGUGGCUGGCGUACAAGCACACCCUCCUCCCGCGCAACCCCGACCCCUCCCGCUCCCCCUUCGGCAUCGUCACCGGGAUGGUCGACCGCAUCGAUAUCGAGAACCGGCAGCUGCCGACGGACCAGGACAUGCGUCUGCGCGGCCUAGUCUCCUACGUCGGCCAGUCCUCCGCCGAGGCGCUCGUCCUCAUGGAGCAGAAGAAACGCGACGGCCCCGGAUGGGACCACAUUCUCGAGGCCCGCUUCGUCCUCGUCGCGCGCGAUCCCGUCCACUCCAAAAAAGCCAUCCUCAAUCCGCUGCAACCGGAUGGCGACGAGGAGCAGGCCCUGUACGAUGACGGUCAAGCCAGCUACACGGCGCGGAAGCAGUGGGCGGAGGACUCGCUGUUCAAGCUGCCGCCGAACCCGGAGGAGAGCCGCAUCAUCCACGACAAGUUCCUGCAGACCGUCGACCCCAAGGAGUCGGUGUUCUCGGUGCGCGUCAAGCCGGCCAACUCGGUGUGGAUGGAGGAGGCGGUGCUGAAGAACGUGCACAUCUGUCAUCCGCAGAACCGCAACAUCCACGGCAAGAUCUUCGGCGGCUUCCUCAUGCGCAACGCCUUCGAGCUGGCCUGGUCCAACGCCUGGCUUUACGGCGGGUCGCGGCCGAACGUGCUGAGCGUGGACGACAUCAAGUUCAAACGGCCGGUGGAGAUCGGCUCGCUGCUGAUGAUGUCGGCGCGGCUGGUGUUCACGGAGGGCGCGGACAUGCAGAUGCGCGUGCACGCCGAGGUGAUCGACCCGGCCACCCGCAAGAUGGAGACCACCAACACCUUCUACUUCACCUUCCGCGCCUCCUCCGGCGCCCCCGUCCGCACCGUCCUCCCCAAGUCCUACGCCGAGGCCAUGCUGCAGCUCACCGGCCGACGGCACUACGCCGCGUCGCGCCACCACCAGCGAUUAUUGCAGGCGCAGGAGAAGACCGUCGCGCCCCACUAAAAUGACCAUUAACCGAGGCAAAAUAUUUACGGAAUUUAUUAACGGUUAACUUUCCACUCCGGCGUCUUGGCUUCCCCGUGAACUGUGCUGUGCUGUGAAAAUGUUCAUGUUGAUCCCAUUGUAAGCGAGCGUGGAUUACUGUUAAUUUUUGUGGUGUGUUAAUUUAUUCCCGGCGGAAGAGAGUCGAGAAUGUAAGUGACUAAAUGCUUUUUGUGAUGGUUUCUUUUAUUUGACAUAAUAUGGUUAAAAAUUCUUCCGACUGUUCAUAUGAUUAGUUUCAUUGACAGUGGAUAGAUUUUGGCAGUGUAGAAAAAAACAGUUGAUUAAACUGGUGACGUGAUGGGAUGAUAGUUGGCGGUC
Messenger RNA from Paramacrobiotus metropolitanus, 2371 nucleotides. Its product is annotated as acyl-coenzyme A thioesterase 9, mitochondrial-like. The coding region runs from base 668 to 2011 and encodes 447 amino acids. The transcript is spliced from 10 exons. Gene Ontology annotation, cellular component: mitochondrion. The record is from RefSeq and is a predicted model, not a curated record. Gene Ontology annotation, biological process: acyl-CoA metabolic process. Gene Ontology annotation, molecular function: fatty acyl-CoA hydrolase activity. Lineage: Eukaryota; Metazoa; Tardigrada; Eutardigrada; Parachela; Macrobiotidae.